AUGAACGUGUCUGGGCAGAAAAUGAUUCUUGAAAACUUAGACCUCGACCUGAGCUAUACCAUAGAAGAAUUCGAAUUAAUCAACAAACAACUCAAGACAAGUUCCAUUGAAAUUAAAGGUCAACCAAUAGACCUCUUUGAACUCAAUGAAAACGGCAAACUUAUACCUAUGCCACAAGUAACUGUUGAAUUCGAAGCCGUUGUUGGUGAGAUUGCAAGACAACUCGGAAAUUGGAACGUAUGGAAUCGUCAGGAUGGUAUUAUCACAACUUCGCAAGGAGGAUACGACUUUAACGUUGGUGGUCAAAGAAAAAUCGAUGCUCCAGAUGUUGCAUUUCUAUCUAGGGAAGUAUAUGAUAGCUUGACUAAACAGCAACGUCGAACUUUCCAGGGUCCACCUUUCUCCCCUAUAUUCGCUGUUAAAGUCGCAGACAUCUCAAAGCAAUCAGAUUUCGAAAGGCUGGAUUUUAAAAUAAAAAAUGAUUAUUUCGCGAUGGAAUCGUCUGUGCGCCUUGCGUGGUUAAUAGAUCCAGUGAACAAAAAACUUCAUUUAUACAGGAGGGGUAUGAGACGAUAUCCAUGGGGAUGGAGAGACAUCGGUGGUGACGACGUUUUACCGGGAUUUACAUUGGAAGUGUGGAUGAUCGAUGAAGUUAUUAAGAAAGAAUUAGAAUCGGGAAGUUCAGGAUCAUCGGAAGGGCAAGGAUUAUCAGAAAUGCAAGAAUUACCAGAAAGGUCGGAACCUUCGGAAAUGGAAGAAUCACCAGAAAUGUCGGAACCUUCGGAAAUGGAAGAAUCUUCAGAAGGGUCGGAAGUUUCAGAAGAAUCUUCAGAAUCAAACCUCGACUGUCCUAAAUGCGAUGAAAUCUUCAAUAAUUAUUACGAUUUUAUGAAACACGUCGAAAGUGAACAUAUACGGCGUAGGCGUAGAGUUUAG
This is a messenger RNA of Paraglomus brasilianum, 936 nucleotides long. Lineage: Eukaryota; Fungi; Glomeromycota; Glomeromycetes; Paraglomerales; Paraglomeraceae. The record is from the annotation of a GenBank genome assembly.